Misgurnus anguillicaudatus (oriental weatherfish) is the source of this 1190-nucleotide messenger RNA. RefSeq names its product ER membrane protein complex subunit 7a (gene emc7a). Gene Ontology annotation, cellular component: EMC complex. The record is from RefSeq and is a predicted model, not a curated record. NCBI's taxonomy places the organism in Eukaryota, Metazoa, Chordata, Actinopteri, Cypriniformes, Cobitidae.
GUUCUGUGACGUCAUCGCCGGGCGCCUGUCAAACUUUGACAACUGACGAUGCGAAACUGUAAUUUAUAUCUCCUUAUAUUUGACGAGUGAACGCGUUUAAAUGACCGAUAAACAGAUAAACAGAUAAUUAUUUAUCCGAUGAAGAUGCGUACGAGUUAUUGUUUAUGUGUUUGUGUUGUGUUGUUCGGGCUUCACGUGAGCUUCUCUCAUGACACGACCCGUGCAGAUAUAACAGUACAGACCGAUGAAGCUGAUCUGAGAUCAGAGGAUGUAAAGAUUCAGCUGUUUGGUCGAGCUGUGGUACCGGGUGUCAGAACCCUUGACUGGAUCUCAUCUGCUCAGGUUCUGCUGGAUGGAGGCAAACACGUGGGAUUCCUCAGAUGUGAUGGAGGCUUUACUGUCAGUGAUGUCCCGUCUGGAUCAUUUGUGCUGGACAUCUCCUCUCCAACAUACAGAUUUGAGCCCGUGAGAGUGGACAUCAGCAGAACAGGAAAGAUCAGAGCUCGUGUGGUGAACUAUCUGAAGACAUCAGAGGUGAUCCUACAGCCUUAUCCUCUUCAGAUGAGAUACGCUGGACUUCAUUCAUACUUUAUAAAGAGAGAGACCUGGGGUUGGUCAGAUUUCCUCAUGAAUCCAAUGGUCUAUAUGAUGGUUCUUCCUCUUCUGAUAAUUGUCCUUCUUCCUAAACUCAUGAACUCCAGUGAUGCUGAGAUGAGAAGGGAAAUGGAGCAGUCUAUGAACAUGCUGAACCCAAGCCAUGAACUUCCAGAUGUUUCUGAGCUCAUGACUAAAUUCUUCUCUCCACCCAAAACUCAAAGGAAGCCUGUACCUGUACCUCGGGUCACAAAGGUUGGAGCUGCGGGUCAAAGGGGCGGAGGUCCGAGACGGCGGUAAUGACCGAAUAAAGGAGACUGAUAUGAGGCUGAUGAUGUCAUCUUUGGUGUGGAUCUUAUUUUAGUUAACCCUAACCCUAUUUACGUUCAUAUUUAAAUAAGAUCAUAAAUUAUCAUCGUUCUUCUACUACUGUUUGUUCCUGACUGUAAUUUGCAUAAACAAAUCCAGUGUACUCGUGUUACACUAUUAAAGUUUACACUGUCUGUAAAUAAAAAGUCUCAUUUAAAGAAAAGAAAUGAGAUAAUAUAUUUAUUAAAGUUAUUUAAUGAGAAACAAAUAAAAGUCUUUCUCAGGUC